Suncus etruscus (white-toothed pygmy shrew) is the source of this 1119-nucleotide messenger RNA. It is a transcript of the gene TSSK4, whose product is annotated as testis specific serine kinase 4. The record is from RefSeq and is a predicted model, not a curated record. Gene Ontology annotation, biological process: protein phosphorylation; intracellular signal transduction; microtubule cytoskeleton organization. Gene Ontology annotation, cellular component: cytoplasm. The transcript is spliced from 4 exons. Lineage: Eukaryota; Metazoa; Chordata; Mammalia; Eulipotyphla; Soricidae. Bases 1 to 1026 code for a protein of 341 amino acids. Gene Ontology annotation, molecular function: ATP binding; protein serine/threonine kinase activity; tau-protein kinase activity.
AUGAAGAAGGGAGAUACUGUAGAGUCAGCACCGGCCACUCUGGCCUACCGUUCUGUCAUGGAGCAAUAUGGCUAUGAGGUGGGCAAGGUCAUUGGUAAUGGCUCCUAUGGCACGGUGUAUGAGGCAUACUACACAAAACAGAAGGUCAUGGUGGCUGUCAAGAUCAUCUCAAAGAAGAAGGCCUCUGAAGAGUAUCUUAACAAGUUCCUGCCCCGUGAGAUACAGGUCAUGAAGGUCCUGAGGCACAAGUACCUCAUCAACUUCUAUCAGGCCAUUGAGACCACAACCCGGGUGUACAUCAUUCUGGAGCUUGCUCAGGGUGGUGAUGUCCUGGAGUGGAUCCAACGCUAUGGAGCCUGCUCUGAAUCCCAGGCUGGCAAAUGGUUCUCCCAGCUGACCCUGGGCAUUGCCUACCUGCACAGCAAGGGCAUCGUGCACCGGUGUGACCCCAGCCUUUCCGCUGCUGGUAGGGACUUAAAGUUGGAGAACCUGUUGCUGGAUAAGCGAGAGAACGUGAAGAUAUCGGACUUUGGCUUCGCCAAGAUGGUGCCUUCUAACCAUUCUGUGCGUAGUAGUCCUCCUUACCGCCAAAUGAGCUGCUUUACCCACCUCAGCCAGACCUACUGUGGCAGCUAUGCUUAUGCCUGCCCGGAGAUCUUGCUAGGCUUGCCCUACAACCCUUUCCUGUCUGACACCUGGAGUAUGGGUGUCAUCCUCUACACACUCAUGGUUGCCCACCUGCCUUUCGAUGACACAAAUUUCAAGAAGCUGCUGAGAGAGACGCAGAAGGAGGUCACUUUUCCAGCCAAUAUCGCCAUCUCCCAGGAGUGUAAGAAUCUGAUCCUCCACAUGUUCCGCCACGCCACCAAGCGUGCCACCAUCCUGGAUGUCAUCAAGGAUCCCUGGGUGAUCAAGUUUCAGACUGAACAGGCCUCCCAAGAGAUCAGGCUGCUCGAGGCCAUGUGCCAGCCACCCCUUGGUGCCACUGCCACUAAUCGUCACCAAUCCAUGGAAAUUCACAGCUGAAAGUGGCUAUGGAGAAAGGGUUGAGAGAGGAACAAGCAGGAGGCUUUGGGGGUAAUAAGUCUUUUAUAUGAAAAAUAAAUUCUGACUUGGUUU